GAAAAUGGUUAUUUUUUAUUGAAAUUGAUUUGAAUUAUUACUUUCAUAGAUAAAUCCUUAAGAAAACUUGUAUGUAUAAAUCAUUUCUUUUGUUUACAAGGUGCUCUAGAGACUCUACAUGUGUAUUUUUAGCGGCUCGCGCUGUUACGUCAUGCGAGAAUCUCGUUGUAGCUAUUCAACAAUGGCCGCCGAAAUGAUGCUGAUCUAGCAGUGACUUGUAAAAAUCGGCGAUUUUAUUACCAAUGCAGAUGACGGACCAAAACCUUUUUUUAGAUGAAAUUAGUCCGAGUAUGGAGAAGACUGAGCACAGUUUAAUAACAAGUACAGAUACGGAAAGUAUGUUACAGACCACAGAAGAGAAUUUACACAAGGCUGACACGCUUUGUAAUACUGUUAAAGAGAAAAGUUUUAACUGUAAUGUUUGCAGCUACACAAGUAAUAGGAGCAGUGCCCUUAAGAGACAUAUGGCUAUACAUACUGAAGAGAAAUGCUGUAAAUGUACUAUCUGCGAUUAUGUGGGCAAGCACAGUGAUAAUUUGAGGAGGCAUAUGAGAACUCAUUCAGGGGAGAAACGAUUAAAAUGUGCUGUUUGCGAUUAUGCAUGUAAUUCAAACAGUAACCUGAGAACACAUAUGAGAAUACAUACUGGAGAGAAAUGCUUUAAAUGUUAUUUUUGUGAUUAUGCUUGUAACUCGAGCAGUAAUCGAAAAACACAUAUGAGAAUACAUACUGGAGAGAAAAGCUUUAAAUGUGAGGCUUGUGACUAUGCUUGUAAUUCAAGCAGUAAUUUGAAGAGACAUAUGAGAGUACAUACAGAAGAGAAAGACAAUAAGUGUUAUUUUUGUGAUUAUGCAAGUAAUCACGGUGGUGAUCUAAAAAAACAUAUGAGAAUACAUACGGGAGAGAAAUGCUUUAAAUGUGACAUCUGUGGCUAUGCAUGUAGCCAAAGUGGUUAUAUGAAGACACACAUGAGGAUACAUACUGGAGAAAGGCGGUUUAUCUGCGAUGUUUGUGGCCAUGCGUUUAAUUCAAGCAGUAAUCUGAAAAGACAUUUGACAACGCAUACAGGAGAGAAAGGCUUUAAAUGUGUUUUUUGUGAUUAUGCAUGUAAUACAAGCAGUUAUCUGAAGACACAUAUGACAAUACAUACAGGAGAAAAACAUUUUAAAUGUGAUGUUUGUGAUUACGCUUGUAAUGCAAGCAGUAAUCUGAAGACACAUAUGAAGAAACAUGAGAGAAAAACGCUUGCAAUGUGAUGCUUUUGAUUAUGCAUUUUAUAAUUAUAAUGUUGUAAAAGACAGGACAUGACUGUUGGUAUGGGCAACAAUUUGGCAAGGAAAAGGUACUUUUGAAUACUGCUUUUAGAAAGUAAACUUCAAUAUUCAGCCAGCAGAAAGCAGAUGUUACCGGCGAAAUUUGCCAGUUGGAAAAAAGUUCUUGACAAAAUUUAUGAGACCAGUUUAGAACUACAAUAAUCAAGUGAAUAAGAAUUGGUGCAAUGAUAACUUACUUGCAUGUGAUUGAUUUCUCAAUAUUUGUAUAGUGUUCUUGUGGGUUCUUACAUGGUAUUAUCUUAUAGUCAUUGGACUAGAAAGACACAAGUCACCUUGAUUGUUACUGAAUCUAUUCUAAUUCUAAAAUUCAACAGCAUACAAUUAUAUUGGUAUCAGAGAAUCAGUUACAGUAGGCGUGACUUAUUAUAGCAGGGGGCAGCUUGCUGACCAAUAGUCUUAAUACAUUACAUCCACCUUUACCUGAGAAAUAAAUGUGUUAUCAAUCUAUCAAGUUCACAGAAAGUUGAAUCUGGCUGAAAUAAAAACAAGGUAAUCAUUCCAAAUCAUGCUUGAUGUUUAGGCAAGUUAUAAAAUAAUCAUUAGUUCAGAUACUGUGAACAUUUUUCUAAAGCAAUAAAUUUCACUUAGAUACAAAUUACACGGAACUGUCCUAAGGUAAUGAGAUGAAUGUUCAUGCCUGCAGAGGUGUGGAAAUCCCAAUAUUUUUCACUUGUCCACGGACAAAAAUCUACUUGUCCGCAGUCAAAACUUACUUGCCCAGAUUUUCAACAUUUUAGCAUGCAAAUAAUUCUUUAUUUUGGACAAUAAUCUACAAGUAGUAACAAAAGCAAACAUAAUAAAGUGUAAUAAUGUAGCUGUUUCAAAAAAUAAGCUUUCGACGCUUUAGCUUGUGUUCAUCCGUGAGGCCAUCGAACAUUUGCCAUGCAAAGCCAUGUGAGAAAGCAUGAAACUUUCUGACUCGUACUAGCGAGCUCUUUGUGCUUUAACUGUUGACUUCAAUUCAUGUUGGCAGACCAAGUUGUAAAACCAAUUUGUACAAAACUUUGUGAUAAUUGUUUACGUUGCAAAAAUCACGCGAGAUCGUGACAGGGAACCAAUCAGAACGCAGAGAAAGAGAUACUAAAUUUAGACACAGUAUGGUUUUCCCAAACCUUGAGAAAUCGAGAGGCCCUCAGCGGGUGAAACAUCCGUUUUGUACGUCAGAUUCUUUCAUAAACUCCAUAAACAUGAUAAACUUGAAGCACUG
Messenger RNA from Mercenaria mercenaria, 2541 nucleotides. Its product is annotated as zinc finger protein 681-like. The transcript has 2 exons. NCBI's taxonomy places the organism in Eukaryota, Metazoa, Mollusca, Bivalvia, Venerida, Veneridae. Gene Ontology annotation, biological process: regulation of transcription by RNA polymerase II. Gene Ontology annotation, molecular function: RNA polymerase II cis-regulatory region sequence-specific DNA binding; DNA-binding transcription factor activity. Bases 243 to 1256 code for a protein of 337 amino acids. The record is from RefSeq and is a predicted model, not a curated record.